AUGGCUGGGUUCACCGGAAUUACUGCUGUUUCAAAUUUGCAAAGUGAUAUGGCUUUGUUCAAGAAUGCGAUGAAAGAAGUCGCUGCUGCUCCUGAGUGGCGUACAUCUCGUCUCAUUGAACGUCAGAGAUGGAAUCCAUAUUCAAUGGAAGGUGGAUCCACAUGUGCCAUUUCGGGUGAAAAUUUCGCCAUUGUUGCCAGUGACACUAGAAUGACCCAGAAUGAUAUCAACAUUCUCACUCGUGAUGCCGAGAAGAUUCAUGUCUUGAAUGAUUCCAUCAUUCUCGCGACUUCUGGAUUCUACGGAGACGUUUUGCAGUUGAAGAAAGUCUUGCAGUCGCGUCUCCACAAGUAUCGCUUCGAUUAUCGUGCCGAUAUGUCGGUUGAUCUUUGCGCUGAGCUUCUCUCUAGAAAUCUCUACUCUCGUCGCUUUUUCCCAUACUACACUGGAGCCAUUUUGGCGGGAAUUGACGAGAAUGGAAAAGGAGCCGUGUUCAGUUACGAUCCAAUCGGUUGCAUCGAACGAAUUGCCUAUUCCGCUAGUGGAGCUGCUGAGCCAUUGAUCAUUCCGUUCCUUGAUUGCCAAAUCGGACACGUUACGGUCGCUGACGAUUAUGAAAGACCAUCACUUACUCUUGAAAGAGCUAUUUCGUUGAUGAAGGAUUCAUUCCGCGGAGCUGCUGAGCGUGAAAUUUCGACCGGAGACAAGAUUCAUCUUGUUAUCGCUGAAGCCGGCAAACCAAUCGUCGAGAAGACUAUUCCACUUCGUGAGGAUUAA
This is a messenger RNA of Caenorhabditis bovis, 777 nucleotides long. The record is from the annotation of a GenBank genome assembly. NCBI's taxonomy places the organism in Eukaryota, Metazoa, Nematoda, Chromadorea, Rhabditida, Rhabditidae.